AUUAAUUUGUACUUAAUGCUAAAUAAUUAAUAUUGUAAUUUUAUUAUAAUAUAUCAAAAUAAUAUUUUAAAGUCCGUAAUUUAUAUUUCUCUAAUAAUUUGCUAUCCAACUAUUAUGUGAGUUUUGUAUCAAUAAUUUAAAGUAACAAUGUAUACUCUUUUGUAUGGUUUUUAUAAGUAUUUAACUCAAAAAGAUGAAUUCUGUGUGUUAAUUUUAGGCUUAGAUAAUGCAGGAAAAACUACCUACUUAGAGUCGUCAAAAACAAAAUUCAAUAAGAACUAUAGAGGAAUUAAUCCGAGUAAAAUUACUACGACUGUAGGUUUUAAUGUUGGAAGCAUUGAUGUAGAUAGAGUAAGCUUGAAUUUUUGGGAUUUGGGUGGACAAUCUGAACUUCAGUCACUUUGGGAUAAGUAUUAUUCAGAAUGUCAUGCGGUAAUAUAUAUUGUUGACUCUUCUGAUCGAGACCGUAUGGAUGAAUCAAAAAGAACAUUUGAUAAAAUGAUAUGUAAUGAAUACUUAGCAGGAAUUCCACUUCUUAUACUAGCAAAUAAACAAGAUAUACCUGAUUGUAUGGGUGUUCGGGAUGUUAAACCUAUUUUUAAUCAGAAUGCUCAUCUUAUAGGAAGACGUGAUUUUAUGGUCAUGCCUAUCUCUGCAUUAACAGGGGAUGGUAUUAAUGAAGGUAUUAAGUGGCUCAUUGAAUCAAUUCAGAGAAAUGUAGACAUAAGACCACCAAAAAAUGUUGAAGAUUAUUAAAUUUAAAUAAUAAAAAGAGCAACUAUAAAUAUUGUGAUGUGUUUAAGAAAUAAUUUUGUGUACAUAUACUAUCUAUUAAAUUCAUCAUUAAUAAAUAUUACAUGUAUUUAUUAUAA
This is a messenger RNA of Daktulosphaira vitifoliae (grape phylloxera), 872 nucleotides long. RefSeq names its product ADP-ribosylation factor-related protein 1-like. The transcript is spliced from 5 exons. Gene Ontology annotation, biological process: protein localization to organelle; Golgi to plasma membrane protein transport; intracellular protein transport. Gene Ontology annotation, molecular function: GTP binding; GTPase activity. The coding region runs from base 148 to 756 and encodes 202 amino acids. The record is from RefSeq and is a predicted model, not a curated record. Lineage: Eukaryota; Metazoa; Arthropoda; Insecta; Hemiptera; Phylloxeridae. Gene Ontology annotation, cellular component: Golgi apparatus.